Drosophila eugracilis is the source of this 2098-nucleotide messenger RNA. RefSeq names its product xaa-Pro aminopeptidase ApepP (gene ApepP). The record is from RefSeq and is a predicted model, not a curated record. NCBI's taxonomy places the organism in Eukaryota, Metazoa, Arthropoda, Insecta, Diptera, Drosophilidae. Gene Ontology annotation, molecular function: metalloaminopeptidase activity.
UUGCACUGUGAUAAAUUACAGAAUUGAAUGUGUCAUUGCAAACCGAACAAAAAAAAGGCACCGGUUAUAAAAUAAAUUGCACCCUGUCAUUUAAACAAUAGUUUGACAAUCACUGUUUAUUUUGCAGUCAUUCGGAAACUACGAUGAAGAGGAACACCACCCAGAUUCUGGCCAAGCUGAGGGAGCUGAUGCUGCGGGCCCAAGUGGGCGAUUCCAGCGGCAUAUCGGCAUACAUAGUGCCAUCGGACGACGCCCACCAGUCGGAGUACCAAUGUCAGCAUGACGAGCGGCGCUCCUUUGUCAGCGGAUUCGAUGGAUCCGCUGGCACGGCGGUUGUAACCACCAAAAAUGCCCUGCUCUGGACUGACGGUCGAUACUAUCAGCAGGCGGAGAAGCAACUGGACUCCAAUUGGGUGCUGAUGAGGGAUGGUCUCACCACCACGCCGUCGAUAGGAGCCUGGCUGGCCAAGAAUCUGCCCAAAGGCAGCUUCGUGGGCGUUGAUCCCCGUCUGCUAUCGUUCCGCGUAUGGAAACCCAUCGAAACGGAGCUCAACUCUGCGGAAUGCCAACUCGUGCCCAUUGAAAACAAUCUCAUCGAUGAGGUCUGGGGUAAGGAUCAGCCAUCACAGACAUCCAACAAGAUUAUCACCCUGAAACUAGAAUACUCCGGCGUAACAAUCGCCAAGAAAUGGGAAGUGGUACGCAAGCAAUUGAAAGAUAAGAAUGUUGAUGCCUUAGUCGUUAGUGCUCUCGAUGAAAUCGCUUGGUUCUUAAAUCUUCGCGGGUCGGAUAUUGAUUUUAACCCUGUCUUCUUCUCAUACUUGCUUGUGACCACUGACGAUCUACUACUCUUUGUGGACUCUGCAAAAUUACCUACUGAUUUUGCCCAGCAUCAGACCGAGAACAACGUUAGGAUCAGUGUUUUGCCUUACGCUUCAAUUGGUGUGGAAAUCAGUAAGAUUGUGUCCAGCAAGGAUUCAAAAAUCUGGAUUGCACCCACCAGCAGUUACUAUCUAACUGCCUUGAUACCCAAAUCGCGUAGGGUUCAAGAGGUCACACCCAUCUGUGUUCUAAAGUCGAUUAAAAACGAUGUCGAAAUCGCAGGAUUUGUUAACAGCCACAUUCGCGACGGUGUCGCUCUGUGCCAGUAUUUCGCCUGGCUUGAAGAUCAAGUGAAAAAUGGCGCGGAAGUUGAUGAAAUAUCUGGUGCCGAUAAGCUGGAGUCAUUCCGAUCAUCGAAGGAUAAGUACAUGGGCCUUAGCUUCACCACAAUCAGUGCUUCUGGGCCCAAUGGUUCUGUUAUACACUAUCACCCAAAGGAGGAAACCAACAGGAAGAUAACCGAUAAAGAAGUUUAUCUGUGCGAUUCUGGAGCUCAAUAUCUGGAUGGUACUACGGAUGUGACGAGGACUCUUCAUUUUGGUGAACCCACCGAAUUCCAGAAGGAAGCCUACACUCGCGUUUUAAAGGGCCAACUGAGCUUUGGCUCUACUGUUUUUCCGGCUAAGGUUAAAGGACAGGUUCUGGACACUUUGGCAAGAAAGGCUUUGUGGGACGUUGGCUUGGAUUACGGUCACGGUACCGGCCAUGGAGUGGGUCACUUCUUAAAUGUGCAUGAGGGACCCAUGGGUGUGGGAAUUCGACUGAUGCCAGAUGAUCCUGGUCUCCAGGCAAACAUGUUUAUUUCCAAUGAACCUGGGUUCUACCAGGAUGGAGAAUUCGGCAUCCGUGUCGAGGACAUUGUUCAGAUUGUGCCCGGACAAGUGGCGCACAAUUUUGCCAACCGAGGAGCCUUAACUUUCAAAACAAUCACCAUGUGCCCAAAGCAAACUAAAAUGAUCAAAAAGGAGCUUUUAUCCGAUGUAGAAGUAAAGCUGCUCAAUAGCUAUCAUCAGCAAGUUUGGGAAACUCUUUCGCCAAUCUUGUCUCGCGAAGGGGACGAAUUCACUUUGACCUGGCUUAAGAAGGAAGUUAAGCCAAUUUAAUUGCAUUUUAACCUGUUAACUUUACGUCAUUCAUAUCUAUUAUUCUGUAAUACUCGGAUUUUAUAUAUCUUUGAAACUGCACUUUGAUUAAAUGAUUUUUUUGAAAAAAAGCA